AAGAGAGGCAGCUGCAGCCGUUGACAACAGAAGAAGGCCAGUUUGUGCGUGCUUCCUACCGUCGCAGUUGGAGUGGACGAAUGGCUGACGACAUGCGUUCACCGCGACUGGGACUGUUGCUGCAAGUAGCGCUUCUGGCGACUGCAUUAGCGCCGGCGUGUUCCUUCUGGGACGACGAGCUUACUACACAGCGCCCAGAUUUGUGCGAUGAAACUGCCCUAGAAGAGGCACGGACUCUGCUGCGCGAUGCCGUGACCAGGAUGGGGGCUACCCUUCCUGAGAGCAUUCCUGCACCUGAUGUUACCUCUGAUAGCUACACCUUGUACAACGGCACCCUCUCUCCUCUGCGCCUUGCUCACGUGAACGUGACCGCGGAGGAUGCUGUAUGUCGAGCUGACGUGCGGCACUUUCCAUUCGCCAUAGGAGUUGGCGGGGACGCCAGCAUCUCAGGGAUUUACGAGUACUACUUCACGGGCAACAACGUGACAGCGAGCGAAGAUCGUGGGCGCAUUGUAGUGACCUACAGAAGAGUCGUGUUCCAGGGGAAACUAAGCCAGCAUUUGGGCCACACAAGCGCAAGUAGCAGCGAUGGCACAACCUCUACUUCCCCGACGCCAGUGUGGAACGCACGUGUGACCUUGAAAGAGGAUCCUUCGUUCUGGGGCACAAACACACGCCCGGAGAAGGUUCGAGUGAACGGGCUUCCAUAUUUUGACAUGAUGCGAGCAAGUGACCAACGUUUUGGGGCCAUUUUCUACAAACUUCCGCAAACACAUGUACUCCCUGCUCUAAAGAAAGCACUUGGAAUUGAGCAGUUGCAAAAGUAGGCGACGCUUCCGCAAGAAUAUAUUUGAACAAGUGUGCCCUUUAGACACACUCAUGCAAUUCGUCCAGUUUGAUUAGAAACUGAACGCGCAGUAACGGCAAAUAAACGUAGUUUUUAUUCUUCUUAAUAGCGAUAACAGAGCGAACAAAGAAGGCACGAAAAGUAUGCCGACAGACGCAAGUGCUGUAUGGGCUGACAAUGAGCUUAUCUAGUGACUGUUUCUUUGGCACGGGCGCUUUUCGUCUCUUUUCCAAGGUACUUUCUCGUGCAAAGGGAUGCCGAGCCAGGAAUUUCGUGAUAAAGUCUAUCCUUUUUUCUUCGUACGACUCUAAGCUGUAAUGGAUUGCAUUGUGAACUUUCCAGUUAAGUCGUAAUUUCAGUUUAUGCAUCGGGUAAUUACGAAGAAAUUGAAUGUUUUCGGAAGGCCUGUGUUCUGUGCACAUUUGCUGGCAUGUGCACGUACCAACCUGGCUGGGCUUAUAUAUGUUAUUUUUCCCAAUAAACAUUCAGCGGCGUGUACAUAGCCUGUUUUUAACAACCUCGAGGUCCCGUGUUGCUUUAUGCCGUUGUCAUCUUUAGCAGUUAAACCAAACCAACUAGCCCCAUUCGCCGCGUUACUAUACUUGCUAAAAUAUCUAGAGUGAACCUGGGAAUUGUGCUAUGAAACGGAACGUAUUUAUUAUGUCAUACGUCAUUUCCUGAAACUUGAGGGCCAGAGCACAGAAUGUCUUUCGGGAUAUCUGAGCGAUGCCUAUGUAAUAACGCGUUGAAAGCUUCUUUGAAAGUGUUGACUUUCCCAAAGC
Messenger RNA from Dermacentor silvarum, 1629 nucleotides. RefSeq lists its product as uncharacterized. Lineage: Eukaryota; Metazoa; Arthropoda; Arachnida; Ixodida; Ixodidae. Bases 81 to 827 code for a protein of 248 amino acids. The record is from RefSeq and is a predicted model, not a curated record. The transcript has 3 exons.